Osmerus eperlanus (European smelt) is the source of this 1697-nucleotide messenger RNA. RefSeq names its product GDP-L-fucose synthase-like. Gene Ontology annotation, molecular function: GDP-L-fucose synthase activity. The transcript is spliced from 10 exons. The record is from RefSeq and is a predicted model, not a curated record. Lineage: Eukaryota; Metazoa; Chordata; Actinopteri; Osmeriformes; Osmeridae. Gene Ontology annotation, biological process: nucleotide-sugar biosynthetic process. Bases 201 to 1193 code for a protein of 330 amino acids.
CAUUAAAGUCAUUAAGUAGUCAUUUAGAGAUUUGAUGGCCUUUGUCAAUGCCAAAAAAAAACAAAAAAACUCAACAAUCUAAUCGAUGACGUCAUUUAGCUGUUUACUGGCAACCCUCUGGGCAUGACACGGGAGGGGAUGGAGGCUCCAAACUGCAGCCAUACCCAACUCAAAUCGUCUGAAGACGUUUCUUAAAGAAGAUGAGCGAGUUGCAGAUGGAUUGUGCAGAAAAGCAGAAGGGCUGUAUGCGGGUGCUGGUGACUGGAAGCACAGGCCUGGUGGGCAAGGCAAUAGAGCGCGUUGUCAACGAGGAGGAAGGAAGUAAGGAGGCGGAGCAGUGGGUCUUCCUCUCCUCCAAGGAUGCCAACCUCAUGGACUUCCAGGAGACGCUGGCUGUUUUCCAGAAGCACAAGCCUACCCAUGUCAUCCACCUGGCUGCCAUGGUUGGUGGCCUCUACAAAAACAUGAAGGCCAACCUGGACUUUUGGAGGAACAAUCUCUACAUAAACGACAACGUACUGCAGGCAGCCCACGAGGUGGGCGUGGUCAAGGUGGUGUCCUGCCUCUCCACCUGCAUCUUCCCUGAUAAGACCACAUACCCCAUCGACGAAACCAUGAUCCAUAACGGGCCUCCUCAUCCAUCCAACUUUGGGUAUUCCUACGCAAAGAGAAUGAUCGAUGUCCACAACUGUGCGCAUGCAGAGAAGUACGGGAGUCGCUACACAGCAGUUAUCCCAACGAAUGUGUUUGGUCCCCAUGACAACUUCAGCAUCGAGGAUGGACAUGUAUUGCCAGGCCUCAUACACAAGGCCUUUAUAGCACAACAGGAAGGGAGCCCAUUGACAGUGUGGGGCUCAGGCAGUCCCAGAAGGCAGUUCAUUUACUCUUUAGAUUUGGCCCGUCUUUUUCUGUGGGUUCUGAGAGAAUACAAAGAAGUGAACCCAAUCAUAUUAUCUGUUGAUGAGGAGGAUGAGCUGUCUAUCAAGGAAGCAGCCGAGUCCGUUGUCCAAGCCCUGGGGUUCAAGGGAGAAGUAGUUUUUGACACCAGUAAAUCAGACGGUCAGUUCAAGAAGACAGCCAGCAAUGCCAAGCUGCGACGCUACCUGCCCGACGUCAAGUUUACGCCCUUCAAUCAAGCUUUGAAGGAGACAUGUGACUGGUUUGUAGCCAAUUACGACACAGCUCGUAAGUGACGGUGAACACUGCCAAGUUGGGUACUGUAGAAAGGCAGAAAGUAUGAGGAUUGUCUGUACUGAAUGUACUUCACUGUUGAUGUGGUCUUGCUCAGGUACCAUAACCCCUAUCAAUCUCUUUAAAUUAAAGGCCUUUAAAGAUCACCAAGACACUUUUAAUUUUCCUCUGUGUAACAAUGUCUACACACCAUAGAGAAUAUACAUUAGUCAAGUUUUCAAUAAGUUAUAUGAUAUACAUGCCUUCACUGAGGUUUAUUAUAUUACUGUCUCUAUUCUCUAAUAGUCAUACUGGAUGUUUUUCAGUUGUGGGAUGUCUAUUUUAUUAAAUUAUGGAGCAAGUAAAAAUAAAGAAAUUUGUUUUACACUGGUGUAGGUGUCUUACAGGACUUCUUACCAAUAUGUUGAAAUGGUCUUACAUGACGACUUGUGAACCAGACAAUGGCGUGUGAUGUUUUGUCUCCUUGUGGGCCGGCCGCAAGCAAUAAAGCUUUCUUUACUUGUUCA